Messenger RNA from Silurus meridionalis, 3322 nucleotides. RefSeq names its product rho/rac guanine nucleotide exchange factor (GEF) 18a (gene arhgef18a). Gene Ontology annotation, cellular component: plasma membrane. The transcript has 19 exons. Gene Ontology annotation, biological process: regulation of Rho protein signal transduction. Bases 182 to 2884 code for a protein of 900 amino acids. The record is from RefSeq and is a predicted model, not a curated record. Gene Ontology annotation, molecular function: guanyl-nucleotide exchange factor activity. NCBI's taxonomy places the organism in Eukaryota, Metazoa, Chordata, Actinopteri, Siluriformes, Siluridae.
GGAUGCCGGAGAGAAGAAAUGAAAGGCUGAAGAUCAUUAAUAAACACACAGACACUGAAGAUGUUGUAGUGUGUUUCAGGCAGGCUGAGAGUUCAUUAGCAGAGAUGGAGUGAAGUCUGAGAGAAGUUGGAGAUGUUCACUGUGACUCUGUAUAAAGUGUAAAGCGGUUGAAGUGAUCAGGAUGGAGGAAAGUGAUCAGCUGAGACACAGGUCUGUCCUGGACGAGUUAACGGCUGAUGGCAUCAACAUCGAGGAUGUACAGUACUCAGCUCUGAGAGAGGAUUUGGAGUCUGAUGCUCAGAAUUUUGAAGCUCCUACGUGGAGUUUAGCUGUAGAUCAGCAGUACGUGAAGAAUUUCUCUAAAGAUUCGGUAAAGAGACAAGACGUCAUCCACGAGUUGAUCCAGACGGAGAUAAACCACGUGCGUACACUGAAGCUCAUGCUUGGUGUGUAUCUGCGUGAGCUCCGUGACUCUCUGCUGAUGGACGAGUCUCAGCUGGAGCGUCUGUUCCCUCGUCUGGAGCGUUUACUUAACGAACACCAGAACUUUCUGCAGAGACUCAAGAACCGACGCACAGAGUGUCUGGAGACAGGAAGUGACCAAAACUACUGCAUCACUAAUAUAGGAGACAUCCUCAUCACUCAGUUUUCAGGUGAUCUCAGAAGCAGGCUGCAGGACAGUUAUGGGGUUUUCUGCAGUCAUCACACAGAGGCGGUGAAUUUCUACAAAGACCAGCUGCAGAACAAUAAGAAGUUUCAGAGUCUGAUCCGAAGAAUCGGUCAGUUGUCUAUCGUGAGGAGGCUGGGAAUUCCUGAGGGGAUUCUGCUCAUCACACAACGCAUCACCAAGUACCCCGUCCUGGUGGAGCGCAUCAUCAAAAAUACUGAAGCGGGGACUCCGGAGCACCAGGAUCUGCUAAACGCUCUGGAGUGCAUUAAGGACACCAUCUUCACCGUGGACAUGCAGGUCCAUCAGUUCGAGCAGCUGCGGGAAAUUGCCGCUCACUUUGAUCCCAAGUCCUACAGCACGAUGAACAACGGCAAGAUCUUCCGCAAAGACGACCUGCUACGGAACAACAGGAGGCUGCUGAGAGAGGGAGUGCUGACCUGGAGACCUCAAAACAGGUCCAAAGCGGUGGACGUCCUCAUGGUUCUACUGCCUGAUUAUCUGCUGCUGCUGCAGGAGAAAGAUCAGAAACACAUAUUUGCUUCUCUGGAUGGGAAGCCUGCUGUUCUUCCUCUGCAAAAGCUGAUUGUGAGAGAAGCAGCUCACAGUGACCGAGCCAUGUUUCUGAUCUCAGCGUCUGAUGUAAAAGCCGUUCUGUACGAGUUCCAAACGUCAACAGCUGAAGAGAGAAGCAGCUGGAGACGGCAGAUCUGGGACACUAUAGAGACAUGUCCACAUGUGGAGGAGGAGCUCAUGGAGAAUGAAGACGUUUAUUCUGAUAAACUCAGAGAAGCUCAUGACCAGCUGUGUGAAAAAGACGCUCAGAUUGAGGAGAUCCUCAGGCAGAAGCUUCAAAUAUUUUCUGAAAUCUCAGAGGAGAACUCGAGUACAGUGAGACACCUGCUGCUGAGAGGGGCUGCUACUGAGCUCCUGCAGGGGGAGCUGCUGAUUAACAACGCCAUCAUACAGGCUGAGAGUUUACAGAUGCAGUUGAUGGGUGAAGAGAUGUUCUUACUUCCUCCAUCUGGAGAGAGCAACAUCGAGCCACAAAGAUCAUCACAGACUCUACCUGCCUUUCACAGGAUGACCAAAAAUGCUGAUGGAUUUCGGUCCAAAGCUCAGAGACCAAACUCAGAUCCUCAUCUCCGAGAUCUUUACCUCCAUCAACUGGAGAUAUCAGCUGAUGAUGAAGGUCGCUCCACUCUUCCUCCUCCCCAGGAUAAAUCCGAGUGGAUAGUCAGUGCAGAUAAACUGAUACGGACGCUGUACAGUCUGAAGGUGCUGGUCUCUCAGCAGGACAGUGAGUUGGAGGUUCUGCGUGCAGCUCAGUUGGAGCGUGAGCGUUCGUCACGUCAGCGUUUUAACUCAAUUCAGGAUCAGGAGCGCCAGCGCCACCUGGAGAAGCUGCGUGAGGAACUCCUCCAGCUGCAAAAGGUACAUGUGCUGCAGCGGCAGGACCAGGAGACGUGGGCUCGCGAGCGUCAGCGCCACCUUCUGGACAUGCACAAUCGCGAGCAGGAGCUGAACCGCCGCAUGGAGGAGUGUACCAACAAGGAGGCGGGGCUUUGUGCAGAGAGGGACGUCCUGAACCGGAGCAGGGAGGAGUACCAGCAGGACCUCGAGCGCCUGAGGGACAGCACUCGCACCGUGGAGAAAGAGAAGGAGAAACUGGAGCAGGAGAAGAUUAAGCUCAGAAAACACAAGCACCUCACACACCGGGGCGGAGCCACACACCUGGGUGGAGCAACACUCCCGGAUCCUGCACCAAAACUGCUCGCUCCAUAUCCAUCACCUGAGGACACAAUGCGCAGCAGAUCUCUCUCAGCACCUGGUGUGCCUCCAGAGCGCCCUCCGCUGGUUCCUCCUCGCAAAGAGAGCAUCAGCAUCACCACCACUAUUAAACCAGAUGUUCCCAUCCAGCUGCUAAGCACCACCAAUGAGACUAUGAAAUCCAGCAGCAUCCAGCAGCAGAUCCCAACUAAACUAGCCAUUAGCAAAGGGAAGGAGAAGAACAAGAACAAGAGCGCACAUCAUCGCACCAACAGUGCAGCCUCUAUAGAAGUUUCUGAAGUUUCUCCCAUUAAAGUGACAGGAAAAGAAGGAGGAAGUUUAAGAGCAAUGAAAACUGUAAAGCAACACACACCACUCCAGAUGUUUAUGAAGAAGGCUCUCUGCUCUCGAAGCGUAAAUCUGCUCAGCCUCCGAAGCAGCAGAUGAGCAGCACCCAGGAGGACAUCUUCUUCUUAUGAUUCUUCACCUUCAGUCAUUUCUGAACAUCUUCCACACACAAGGACAAACACAUACACACAGAGGCGUGUGUACAAAUUAGUGAAUAUCUGAAGGUCCAAUGCAGAGAACUAAAGGUGUUUUGAGAAAUCGGAACAUCAGCAGCUUCAUCAUGUGUUUUUAGUUUCAAUUUUUAGUGAACUCAGAGUUGGAUGAUGGAGAUGAAGUUGGAGGAGAGGUUGAGGCGUGUAGUUGAUUUCAUGCAUGUUUUUAGCCGAGAUUUUUAUUCACUCGUUUUCUGCAGGAAUUUUAUCAAUGAGAACUUUUAUUCUUUUUUUUUUUUUUUUUAUUCUGUGGGGAAAAAAAGAAAAUUUGAUAUGAAACAUUAUUUUGGACUCAAAAUACAAAAAUAAAAAAGGGAGAAACUGA